CAUUCCCAACGUUCUUCAUCUUUUUUUAGAGGUCGCUUUCAAAAUAAACAUCCCAAGUUCAAGGACACGGCCUUGGCUAAAGUUAAUCGAAGGACAGACUUAGUUUGUCUUGCGUCUGUUUCAGGAGGACUUUGUUGGAUUUUUUUUGUAAAGAUAAUUCAGCAUGGCAAAGGUACAACAAAAACAACCUCAACAAGAGAUAGAUGAUGAUGAUAAUUUCUAUGAGGUUCAUCACAUUGUUGUGCAACACUUGGGACAAGUUCCUAUAGGCAAAGGUGACUUCAGUAAGCUGCCAAAAAAGGUGCAGAAGUUUGUUGCCAAAUGGGUACAAAAAUGUAAGCCAAGAGCUCUCUACAUUUGUGAUGGGUCGCGGGCUGAAGCUGAUGAAAUAAUCCACAAGCUUGAAGAAAGAGGACUUCUCCACAAACUUACCAAAUAUGACAACAACUACAUCUGUCGCACCGACCCUGCUGACGUAGCAAGAGUAGAGUCAAAGACAUGGAUGUGUACAAAAGACAAGUACACAACUGUACCACAUGUAGCGCCAGGUGUCCAGGGAAUUCUUGGAAGAUGGUGUUCUCCAGAAGAUGGCAAAAAAGCUUUGGAAAAUUUUGAUGGCUGUAUGGCAGGACGCACAAUGUAUGUGAUUCCAUUUAGUAUGGGACCUAUUGGAUCACCUUUAUCAAAGAUUGGUGUAGAGCUCACAGACUCCAACUAUGUUCUGUUGUGUAUGCGUAUCAUGACUAGAGUGUCACCUAAAGUCUGGGAUGCGCUUGGAGACGGUGAAUUUGUCAAGUGUUUACACUCAAUGGGAUCACCUAGGCCAAAUCAAAGGAAAACUAUCAACCAUUGGCCAUGCAACCCAGAAAAGGUAUUUAUUGGUCAUUUCCCAGAGACGAAAGAGAUUUGUUCCUUUGGAAGUGGCUAUGGUGGUAACUCCCUCCUCGGAAAGAAAUGUUUUGCACUUAGAAUUGCAAGCAACUUGGCCAGGGAAGAAGGCUGGCUAGCUGAGCACAUGUUGAUCAUGGGUAUCACAAACAAGAAAACAGGAAAAGAGACAUUUAUCGCUGCAGCUUUCCCAAGUGCAUGUGGUAAAACCAACAUGGCUAUGUUGACCUCUGCCCUUCCGGAUUUUGAGAUCAGAUGUGUUGGUGAUGAUAUUGCCUGGAUGAGGUUUGAUGAAAAAGGAGAUUUGUAUGGUAUCAACCCAGAAGCUGGCUUCUUUGGUGUAUGCCCAGGAACAAACAUGAAAACCAACCCGAAUGCUAUGAAGACUUGUAUGAGUAACACUAUCUUCACCAAUGUUGCUGAGACUCAUGAUGGUGGCUUUUUCUGGGAAGGACUUGAGGAUGAAAUUCCCGACAAGAAUGUUGGAAUCACCACAUGGUUGAAGCAGGACUUUAGAAUUGGAAAUCCAGGAAAAGCGGCACAUCCUAACUCAAGAUUCUGUUGCCCAGCUAGCCAGUGCCCAAUUAUACAUCCAAAGUGGGAGGACCCGAAGGGUGUGAAAAUUGAGGCUAUAAUCUUCGGAGGCCGAAGACCAACAGGUGUACCUUUGGUGUUUGAGUCAUUGAAUUGGCGUCACGGUGUUAUGGUUGGAGCCUGUGUAAAAUCAGAAGCGACUGCUGCUGCUGAAUUCACUGGCAAGAAGAUCAUGCAUGACCCAAUGGCAAUGAGGCCCUUCAUGGGCUAUAACUUUGGAAAAUACUUGGAACACUGGCUGUCUCUGGAGAAACCCCCACAUAAGGUAUUGCAGAUUUAAGAAUAAAAAGUAUAUAAAU
Messenger RNA from Mercenaria mercenaria, 1781 nucleotides. Its product is annotated as phosphoenolpyruvate carboxykinase [GTP]-like. The coding region runs from base 164 to 1762 and encodes 532 amino acids. NCBI's taxonomy places the organism in Eukaryota, Metazoa, Mollusca, Bivalvia, Venerida, Veneridae. The transcript is spliced from 10 exons. Gene Ontology annotation, biological process: response to starvation; cellular response to insulin stimulus; propionate catabolic process. Gene Ontology annotation, molecular function: manganese ion binding; GTP binding; phosphoenolpyruvate carboxykinase (GTP) activity. The record is from RefSeq and is a predicted model, not a curated record. Gene Ontology annotation, cellular component: cytosol.